Messenger RNA from Hippoglossus stenolepis (Pacific halibut), 3699 nucleotides. Its product is annotated as glucocorticoid-induced transcript 1 protein. Bases 226 to 1698 code for a protein of 490 amino acids. The record is from RefSeq and is a predicted model, not a curated record. Gene Ontology annotation, cellular component: cytoplasm. Lineage: Eukaryota; Metazoa; Chordata; Actinopteri; Pleuronectiformes; Pleuronectidae. Gene Ontology annotation, biological process: podocyte development. The transcript has 9 exons.
AGCAGCAACUGUCAUUCAGAGUGAGGACGUGAUGGAGGAGACGGAGCAGCCGCUGGAAAACACCAAGUGAAACGUUGCGAAAAAAAGUGUCGAAAAGUAACUUUUAAACUUUGCCCCGCGAUGCUCGCAGCCCGCGGCGGGACGUGACCGAGCCUGAACGAGAAGCAGUGACUCCGGCAGCUCGUCUCUCUUCCUGCUCCGGGGAAUUACAGCCAGUUUCGGAGGAUGUCCGCCCCCAGCAACUCGCUCCCGCAGGCGAGGGUGAGGCGCAGCAAUGCGGGCUCUCCGGGCGGAGGAGGCGGCGGCGGCGGCGGCGGCAGCUGCCGGCUGCACCCCCUCCGUGCCACCGUGCCCUACCAGCUCCUGCGUGCGGGUCAGAGCAGCCCGACGCGGGCGCAGACCCUCCACGGAGGGGCCACGACCAGCCGGGGCUCCAGCACCCCCUCCAGCCCGACACUCAGUCCAGGAAGCGCAAAGACAAGACUGUCCCCGGAAAACAGGGACUCCUCCUGUCCCCCUGACUCUCCUGUCUCCAGAGCAGAAAGGUCCAAGGUGCAGGUUCGGAGUUCCAGUGCCAUCCGGCGGACAUCUUCCCUGGAUGCCAUCACAGGGCCUUACCUCACAGGCCAAUGGCCUCGGGACUCGCAUGGACCAUACGCUUCCUGUAUGAAAGACAAAGCCACACAGACUCCAGGUCUCUGGAACGAUGAAGGAGCAGAGCAGGGAAGUCCUCACCAGCGGUCGGCCUCCUGGGGCAGCGCGGACCACCUCAAAGAGCAGAUUGCUAAACUACGACUGCAGCUGCAGCGCAGCAAGCAGGUCGGCCGGCAGAGUAAAGACAGGGAGCAGAGCUCGCUGCACAACACGGCAUGCCAACCUCAGUACAAGGGACCUUCGUCAGCCAUGUCGACGAUCCCGGUGCCAAAAUCCUUCAUAUGCCGAGUCCCGAGCAGCGUGGAGGGCAUCAACCACGAGCUAGAAAAUGUAUUUAUCAGAGACGACUGGGAGCAGAGGAUACAGGCCAUGGACGCAGUGGAUGGCCGUCGGCCCCCUUUCCCUCCGCACCGCUACAGCAACGGCGGGGACACACGCGACACCGACACACAGGCGCCUUCAAGCGGCGACUCCAGCCCGUCGCCCCGCCCCUGCAGCUCUGAGCACCUCCACUCCCCCGAUGGAAGCCCCUGUUCUGCAGAGGAAAUCGACAAAGACGGAGUUUGCAGUUCUCCUCUCCCCAAGUUCGCCACUUCUCCCAAACCUAACAACAGCUACAUGUUUAAACGUGAACCUCCAGAGGGCUGUGAGAAGGUCAAAGUGUUCGACGAGUUUGUGUCUGGCAAAUCAAAAGGCUUCCCUCUCUUCUCCUGCCCGGACAAAAACAAGGUGAACUUCAUUCCCAGGGGCUCGGCCUUCUGCCCCGUCAAACUCCUCUGCUCCUCCCUCUUCUCCCCCGUUUCUCCCUUGUCCUGCUCCUCGGCCAACGCCGGCCUCCAUGGCAAUGAGAACGCCGGGCCGCUGGUGACCCCGACUCUGCCCACUGCACCACUACCUACCUUUCCGGCCUCCGCUGACCGGAGCAUCGACAAAAGCACAGGCGUAAACACAGACAGCAACAGCACAGACAACAGCACAGACGGCCCGAGCCCCGACGCAGAUGCGGGGAAAGACGGCUCAGCACAAGUUCUGCUCACCAGCUAGUCCUCAGGUGUUCGUGACCAAACCACCCACAGAGAAAACGUUUCAACUGGUCGGGUGGUUUGGUUUAAACAAAAAAAUAAAAAUGAAACGAAAAAGAUGAAAACAUACAAAAAAAAAUCCUUGCACUCCGUUAAUCCUAACAUUAGCCAGCAGGGAGUGCCCAAGGUCUAGAAAAGACACAAGCGUACAGAUAAUGGUCCCAACAUCCCGCUGCACAAGCGUCUCUGCUCGGUGUCAACUUGUCUCGGUCGUUGUCUCUCAGACUUUAGAGUGAGUGUUGACCUUGGGCACAGCCUCAUCGUAUCCAUCACUAACUUAGCCUUCUCCUCUUUACCCCCCCGAUACCACCCGUAACAAAUAUAGCUUUGCUUUCUUUUUGCAAAAAAAAAAAAAAUAGGGAUGACUGCUCAAAAUUAUUGUUACAUAGCACUGGCAGUUGAAAUAAAAAAAAAUCCAAAACUUUGACAAGAGACAACGAUGGGAUAUCACAAACACAGUCUACUCAUGUUAUCUAAUCAGCUUAUUGGCUGUUAAGUGUUCAGCGAGCUUACGUUCACAUAUAUAAGCUUUUUGACAGGAUGGGAUGGUUUUUUUUGUUUCAUAUACAGUAUUUAACAUAUCGGGACGUCUCGCAGUCCCAGUUCACUCUCUCCCACUUUAACCACAGUGUUUGCACUUGUUAGGAGCUGGUGUCAGAAAGAAACAGAAAGUCUUUGCAGCCCGGUGUCGGUGUGAGACCCUCAGGCGAUGGAGUGCAGGCUCCACCCGACACAGGACUUUGAUCCGCGUUAGUCUGAUCACUAUAAAACCUCGGUUCAACACGACUUCAGCUGGUUUUUCAGAGACCAAAUAACCAGUUACAAAGCACACAACAACCCCCCCUCCGUUGCCUUGUUGUAUUGCCCCACGCUCCCCACGAACAAUAACUCAGGUCAUGUGGAAUGUACUUGCUUGGACUAAGUUGCCUUUUUCCAAGUGUUUAUAACUUUCUCUGACAGAAAUAUUUUAUUUUUUUCUCCCCCCCGGAGAAGGACGUUAUGACAGAGACUGAAUCCGAUGGUUGGACGUCACAGUUUGUUGACGCGUGGCUUUUUUUGCAUGAACCUGUUCAGGAGUUUUCAGGUGCUAUGACACAUUCCAGAGGGUCAACAGUCGGCCCUCGUGUAAAUGGAACUAGCUAAAUAAGCUACACCUUUCCAAAUUGAGAAGUCAACAAUUCUAUUGUUUGUUUUUUGCCCCUUUUUUUUGUAAGAAAUGUACCAAAGUUUACUUUCAAAAACAGUGAAAGGCCCGUCGUGUAUUUGGGACACGCGAGGCUCCAUUUUGUGCAAGAGACCGAAUGUUAGUGUGUUUGUUUUGUUUUCUACACACUUCAGCGACACAUAAACACUGGUUGACGUUGUUUGAAACACAGGGGGUGAUAGUUAAACCAAGCCUCAGCACUUACUUUGUGAGUGAGAUGAUAUUCACUGCUUUUAUUUUGGACCAAUUUGUGAGUUAAAACAAUCAGAACUUGAGUGUGCAAUUGAUUUAUUUUAUUACGUACUGUAAACGUACACUAACAUAUAUUUUGUGUAACACAGUUCGGCUCAAGAUACACACCGCGGCAGAUGUUCCCUGAUGUUACCUGCACAUGUUGUAUCACUAGAACAUAUUUUUAAAAAAAACCUGAGUGAUUUCGAGCAGGUUAACCUUGAAUGGAUUUAACUAUGAAAUGUUUCAUUCCAAAACGCUGGUCUAUCUUUUCCACUUGCACACAGAAUCAAAUAUGAACAACAUAUGCAACACAUUCCUCACAGAAUAAGUUGAAGUUCUCUGUUCUGCUCUCGGCUCCAUGAGUUUUCAAUCGUACUCAAAAACUAAUUCUAUUCGCAAGCUCAUUGUGCGCUGCAGCAAAGAGAUGGUUGCCAUGUCCGGCAGCGAUAAUUCAGUUUUCCUGUGUAUUACGCAUUUUUAUGUAGAAACUUGUGUGUUUUUCAAUAAAGAAAACAGAAAAAGUCA